AUGGGCCAGCAAGCCAGUCAAUUGGAGCGCGCAGAUUUUGACGUUCUUCACGACGAACACUCAGUAUCCCAAUCCCCGGUUGGCGAUCACCUGCGCCAGGACACAGAGCACGACGACGAAUCAAGCAGCAUCAACACAUCAUCCCAGGACUUUGCCUUCUCGAGCCAAGUUCCACUUUCCCCCAGUCGCAAGUCGCGACCGUCCAGAAAGCGCAGUCGAACCUCCAUCCCCAAGUUUGAGAAAAGUUCACAGUCGCCAGAGUCUGCCAUUGUCAAAGCCGAGCCAGACAUCAAUUCCCUCGACCAGGACUCUGAAGCUGUGUCGCCAAAGGCUGCAAAGCGAAAGAGAGGGAAAUCUAAGAAGCGACAAUCUUUAACUGAACAAGGCAAUCUAGAAGAGGAGGACAUUGCCAACGGCGCCAUGGCCAAGAAAACUGCUUCUACCACUGAGCCCAUGUCGUCAAUGGACUUGGAUGGGAUAAAGUCCAGCCCUGGUGAUGGGCAAGCCUCCUCCCUCGGCGACGUGACGGAUCAGCAACAGGCAAAGCGAGAUCGCAAGGAACGAAAGAAGGCCAAAAAGGCCGCCAAGCAAGCCGAACAACUGCGAGCUUCUCUGCUUGCAGCCAAUCCCAACUUUGGCGCCCAUGACGAUCCCGAAUCUCUAGGACAGGGACGGCAAUCCCAGAUGCACUUUGACCAUGUCGCCGACAGCAAUGUCGAGGAUGGCGCUUCAAAUGAACCUGGUCGUCUCGGCAGUCAGCGUUCCAAAGGGUCUGCACAAACCAAUGUGGAUAUGCAGACUGAGUCCAAGAAUGAGGCCGUUGAUGACAGUCGCAUGGAGGAUCCCAAUCAGCUACCUACACCCGACGAUGAGGGACAAUCAAAUGUUCUUCCUAUAAACACGAAUUCGCAUGUUCAGGCUAGCUCCGCCGCCAAUGCGCACUCGAGCGCACAGCCAUCUGGCCGUAAGCGCAAAUCAAAGGAUUCCGACAAAAAGUCACGCAAGCGACAAAGAGAGGAGGCAAGCGAUAGUGCUUCAAAGGCCCCCCGUGGAGAGAGCGCCGAUGUAGCCAUGACUGGUACCACUUCCGUGUCUCCAGCGGUCGAUGAACGAUCCUCUGCGGUUCCAGAAUUGCCUGGCUCCACCAGUCGAAUUGGUGACCUUGCCAGAGAGUAUUAUUCGCAGAGAUACGCAAGCAAGAACUCUACUCCGACCAAGAGCAACAUGGCCGCUGUCAGCAACAAGAGACUGAGACUAGCAGGAUUGGAAACCUUUGCUCCUGAUGAUUCACCGAGUGCAGCUCGCCAACAGAGACAGGCAACUUCUGCACGAUCAUCCAGCGAACGUCCCGAAUCUCCUGUGUCGAAGCACAUUCAGGAUGCUGCUGACAGCAUGGAUCUCGAUGCAGAUGAUGACUAUGUAAACGAGUCACAUUUGGGAUCUGACGACCUUGGCGCCGACAUUAACGAGAGACUCGACGAGGAUGACUCAGCUGUCCCCAACGAAAGACAAGCACUGGAGAGCCCAGCACAUGAACCGGCUGCCAGCAAUUCCAAGUCAAAGUCCAAGACUGCACGACAAAGUGGCUCCAAGAGCAGUGCAACAAAGACAAGACACGCCAAAUCGUCAUAUCUGGAUCGCGAAGCGCAUGAUAACGUGCAAGCAUUCAAUGAAAUGCCGUCUCCUGCGGUCAUUGCGGCCUCGCGCAAGGGUAAAGGUCGUGCCAAGAAUCCGGUUCCCGAAUCUAAUGCAACCGAUCCUUCUCAUGGGCAGCAAGGCAGCGAAAAGCAAGCCAAAAUCACGGACUUGAUGAUGAGAACUAGACCGAGUAGUGCAGGUUCAAGCUCUCAGCGUCCCUCGGCGACGCCAGCACCCACUUUCACACGCAUGUUGUCCAAGAAAGUCACAAGACUUGCCAACCCCAAACCCGAAGCUGAAGAAACUGGACCCUUUACGGGCAACGACAUUCGCAACCUCAAAGAGGCCAUUGACAAAUGGCGUGACAUGCAUGAUCUCACUGAUGUUGAAAUCAAUGACAUGGUGCAAAAGAACCCACAAGAGGCCAAGACGACUGACUUUUGGAACUACGUCCAUCAUUCCUGCCCCAACAGAAAGCGGCAGAAGGUGAUAAAUCAGGUACGCAAGACACACCACAACUUUGUUGCACGAGCCACCUGGACCAAGGAGCAGCACGACGAGCUUGCCGAAUUGUAUGAGAUCCACGGCAAAAACUUCAAGCUGCUCGGUCAGCUCAUCAAUCGACACCCCGCUGACGUUCGAGACCGCAUCCGUAAUUAUGUUGUCUGCGGCGACAAGCGAAGGACUGAUGUAUGGGAUCACGAGGAGGAAGCCAAACUCAUCACCAUUCUUAAUGAGGCCUUUGAAAAGAUUCGGGAGCUCAAGGCUCAUGGACGGUCUGAUUUGAACCCACAGGAUGACGAAGAGCUCGUAGACUGGGCUCAGGUCAGUGAGAAUAUGGAACACACACGCAGCCGCCUGCAAUGCCAGGUCAAGUGGAAGCACCUUCGUCUAAGAAUGGAGGGUGGCAAUAUUGAUGGAAAGGCUGGUCACUCGAUGGCAGAUAUUAUUCAAACAGCCCGAGACGAUUUCAAAAAGAUGACAAACAAAGAUCUCUUCUUGAUAUGCAAGGCAAUCAAGAAAUCAGGCACAACGUCAGACUCCCGUAUCGGAUGGGCCAAGCUACGUAACACGUGGUGGGCCAUGGAGCAGUGGAACCGACCGGCGUUGAUGCUUGCUUGGCACCGCCUGAGCCGUUCCAUGCCUGGUUGGACCAGCAAUACGCAGGUCCCUGAGAUUGCCAGAUAUCAAAUGGAUAAGUACCAAGAAUCCAAGAAAGUCCACAUUCUUCCCGAAUCAGAGAUGGACAUGGAUGCCGAAACCCAGGCGCUCGAACACAAGGUCGGCAAGAUCAUCCGCAACACUAAGAUGUACAAAACUCCUCAUUUUGCCGUUAAGAGCGACGAUGAGGACGACGAAGAGGAUGUCGAGAAUAAUGAGGUUGAUGUUGGCCGUCCUCAACGUUUGAACCUGGACGCACAAGAUGAGAACGAUCUUGAGAUUCAAGAGUCAGAGAAUGGCUCACAACAAGGCGAUGAACCCUCAGAAGAGUACGCAGAAGCUGCAGCUCGUGAAGCAGAGACCAAGAAGAAGUCGAAGCCCAAGACACGCCGGUCUUCACAGAAAAUACGACCCACGAUUGAACAGUCGCCAGAGGCACAGCCCAGCAAAGCCUCACACGGCACUUCUACUUUGCCCAAUGCUCAGGGAAAAGACUCAGCUAGAAGUCGUGCAGCGGGCAAGGCACGAGCUAAGCCUAGCAGAGCUCGUAAGAGCAAGGUCACGAAGACGAUUGCACAGGAUGAUGCCGAAGUGAGCAGUGACACCGACGCCGAUGACGUCGAGGACAUACCUGCCGUUCUCCCCGAUUAG
Molecule: messenger RNA, 3450 nt
Organism: Pestalotiopsis fici W106-1
Lineage: Eukaryota; Fungi; Ascomycota; Sordariomycetes; Amphisphaeriales; Sporocadaceae
Exons: 1
Coding region: 1-3450 (1149 amino acids)
Biological process (GO): regulation of DNA-templated transcription
Cellular component (GO): nucleus
Molecular function (GO): transcription cis-regulatory region binding; DNA-binding transcription factor activity
Source: RefSeq, a predicted model, not a curated record